AGACCUGAACGCCGCAUUAAUCGGGUCUCUCUAGUGGGCGUGGUCUAAUAUAAAUGGGAGGCGUCGUUUGCGAGGGUGUGUUUGUAAGCGUGCGCGUGUGUUAGAGAGAGAGAGUCCUCCCCUAGCCGCAUGAGAUGACGAGUGCCCUGCAGUCUUUACAGUCACUGUUUUUGCGUUCUCCUCUCCUCCUCUGUCUCUAGCGGUUCACUCCGGAAUGCUCACCAGCGUGUCCUGAUCCAACGCUGUCGUCAGUCCCUUCAUCUCCAGCCUGCCCCGGCUCUCCGUGUCCGUCCGCGUGUGAGGGUCGCAGCCUGCCCGAGGUGCUUUCGCUGUAAGGUGUCGCUCUGAGCACCUAAUAUCAAAACCAAUUGCAAAAAAAAAUAUCUGAGAAACGUAAGCCAUGGCUGUGGCCGGAUGUCCGGAUUAUUUCCUGCAUCAUCCCAAUUAUCAGCAGGAAAAUAUAGACCGGUCUUCCAAUCACAGACAGACUGAUCUCAUUGGUCCAAGAUUUCAGCAACCGGCCAAUCAGAGUUCUCCUAACCAUCAAGAGGAUGAUGUCGACUUGGAGGCCCUGGUGAAUGAAAUGGACUCUUCACUGGAGAGCCUGUACUCGUGCAGCGGUCCACAGACAGAAUCGACUCCUCUGCUGCACAACGGACAGACCUCGACGUCACACAGCCACCACCAUCAAGCACAUCAACACAACCAGCCACGGCAGGGACAGCACUCACACGGGAUAAGCCACAUCUCCCCAGAGCCGCCCUCCUCGUCUUCAGACUCGCCUCAAACCGGCCUCCGACGGUCACAGCCGAUGCACAUCAAUGCUGUCAGGAGAUUGCAGGAACAGGAGCAGCAGCUGAGGACGUCAUCUCUCCCGGCCAUCCCCAACCCUUUCCCUGAGCUCUGCAGUCCAGCUAGCUCACCUGUCCUCAGUCCUGGGUCUCUACCACCUGGGGAACCUUCCUCGGGCAAAUAUAUUGUGAAGAUCUUCAGUGAAGACGGCAUGGGUAAAGUUGUGGAGAUCCCAGCCAACAUGACAGCCAGGGACCUGUGCCAGCUCCUGGUUUAUAAAAGCCAUUGUGUGGAUGACAACAGUUGGGCACUUGUUGAACACCACCCACUGCUAGGGCUAGAGCGCUGUCUAGAAGACCAUGAGCUGGUGGUUCAGGUCCAGGCCUCCAUGAACAGCGACGGUAGAUUCCUCUUCAGGAAGAACUAUGCCAAAUAUGAAUUCUUCAGAAACCCCCUGACGUUUUUCCCAGAGCACAUGGUCGCGUGGUGCCAGGAAACUAAUCAUGCAAUUCUACCAUCUCAGCUCCUUCAGAACUUCCUAGCCACCAACAGCUGUCCAGAAAUCCAGGGGCAUCUGUACAUGAAGGACGUGGGAAGGAAAUCAUGGAAGAAGGUUUACAUGUUUCUGCGGCGCUCAGGGCUCUACUGUUCUACAAAAGGAACCUCAAAGGAGCCCAGACAUCUACAGUUACUAGCAGACCUUGAGGACAGCAACAUCUUCACUGUCAUCACAGGCAAGAAGCAGCACGGCGCACCCACAGACUACGGCUUCUGCAUCAAGCCUAAUAAAAGCAGAGGGGAUAUGAAGGAGCUGAGAAUGCUGUGUGCAGAGGACGAACAGAGCAGAAGCUGUUGGAUGACUGCUUUUCGAAUCUUUAAGUAUGGGAUCGUAUUGUACCAGAAUUACAAGAUUCCUCAACAAAGGAAAACUUUACUUUCACACUUUUCAGCUCCUGUGAGGAGCGUAUCAGAGAACUCCCUCGUGGCAAUGGAUUUCUCAGGGAGGAUAGGCAGAGUGAUUGACAACCCGGUCGAAGCUCAGAGUGCUGCCAUGGAGGAGGGGCACGCGUGGCGGAAGAGGACUCAACGAAUGAACAUACUGGGGUCCAACAGUCCAUUACACCACUCCUCACUAAGCUCAGUCAUCCACAUAGCUCAGCUCUGGUUCCAUGGCAGGAUAACCAGAGAAGAGUCCCACCGCAUUAUCCACCAGCAGGGACAAGUAGAUGGGUUGUUUCUGCUGAGAGUCAGUCAGAGUAAUCCCAAGGCGUUUGUGCUCACAUUGUGCCAUCACCAGAAAAUCAAGCAUUUCCAGAUCCUACCGUGUGAAGAGGAUGGCCAAGGCUUCUUCAGCCUUGAUGACGGCGCCACCAAGUUCACCGACCUGAUUCAGCUGGUGGAGUUCUACCAGCUCAACAGAGGAGUGCUGCCUUGCAAACUCAAACACCCGUGCACCGUCGUGGCCUUAUGACACCUUCGGAUCACAUGACCCCGCCCCCCAACACUUGACCUGACUCUGCCUAAAAUGAAAAGAAUCUCCCCGUUGAUCGUUUCUUUUUGUUUUUAUCUUUGUAAGAAGCUGGUGAAUUGACUGACGUUGUUGUUGUUACACUUGUUUUUAUAUUGUUGUGAGCUUGCUGGAGACUGCUGAUAUUUUUUUUUUUUUGGGGGGGGGGGAUUUCGUUUCAUCUGCAUGGAGGUUCGAGGAGUCUGAUGCACAACUUCACUCCAGAGGCUCGCAGUUUUAAGAGAAGAUGAAAGAAAUGAACACUGCCAUUUGUGUCGAUGCUGUUGCAGAAUCUUCCACAUUAUUCUUACCAAUAGUCACCAGAAAAGCGUGGACCCUCGAGGUUUUACCACGCAGCUCAAAUGUGAGCACCGUUCCCCUUCAACUGGACAAUCAGCAGGAGAAUUGAAGCUUUCAUGCGGACUACUCUGCUCUUUAAGGACAAACGAGUCUCGCUCAUUUUUAUCAAAUGUCCUCAGAAUGAAUUAAGAGUUUGUCUCUUAGUUUUGUACUCGUGGAAGUGGGCAUGGCAUUGGAUGCCGCAUGAUCUCUCAAGUGGCGCAUUACUUAACUGUGAGGUGGUGCCAUCGCCCUCUAGUGUCAUAAGAAUGCAUGGACAUUUUGAGGCACCAGGGUUUCUAUUUUUUAAUCCCAUUGAGUUUUGCAAAAAUUAAAGGUUAUUGAAACAAAGCUUUUGGUAUAAGUACAAAAUCUUUUCCCACACACAGCUUCAGUUAUUAUCAUUACUAAAGACAAAAUCCACCUUUUUGCAUCCUGGAUUUUAAAAGCUCUUGAUUUUCACAUAAGCUUUUUAUCUAUUCUACCUGCAAUUCAGUUUUCCAAGACAUUCUUAAAGCAACUUCCACAAAAACAAACUAGAAGAGUGAAUUUUGGUCAAAUUAAAUUGAGGCCCAGUUGGGGAAAAAAAAAUACUAUUGCAGCUGUAUGCAGGACGGUAUCAGUGCUUCAUUUCUCUUUGCCACAGCACAGGGAAGGAUAACCACUAGCAUUUCCUCUAGAGGUAACUACCAACACAUCAAAGGAAAUGUGGUUCGUUUAAAAAAA
Messenger RNA from Maylandia zebra (zebra mbuna), 3364 nucleotides. RefSeq names its product growth factor receptor-bound protein 10b (gene grb10b). NCBI's taxonomy places the organism in Eukaryota, Metazoa, Chordata, Actinopteri, Cichliformes, Cichlidae. The record is from RefSeq and is a predicted model, not a curated record. Gene Ontology annotation, molecular function: insulin receptor binding. Gene Ontology annotation, biological process: negative regulation of insulin receptor signaling pathway; insulin receptor signaling pathway; negative regulation of Wnt signaling pathway.